AUGAAGAUCAAUGUCAAGAAGGACCAAGCAACGAAGCAACUUUUGGCCGAAGAGAGGGAGAUCAUGAUGAUGAACAUGAAGGACAUGAAUGAGAUUCAUCUGGAGUGGUGGAAGGAGACUACGGCGGAGAUCACGGCAAGACGAAGAGCAGCUCGUGAAGAGGCAACUGGUGCAGCCGAUGUGACUCCAGGAGGUGGUGGCGACGGUGCUGACGGCGGGCCAACCUCGAUAUUUGUUUUUGAAGGAGAAUGCCAAGGGCUCGCGGAUUUGAAUACUGGUUUGGUGGCAUUGAUCUCAAUGCAACUCCUGAAGCUAGUACAUCAACUGAUCAACAUGCUGGGCAGCCGCCAGAAGUCGGAGGCCAUCGUGUCGAUCCCCAAGGAGAUGAAGCAGAUAGAAUCAUCUAGGAGAUGUGCUAAAGAUGGUGAGCUAGAUAAAUUUGUUUAUGUCUGCAACAAAUCUGGGAAGCCUAGAGAAGAAGAAGCAGUCCCAGUUAAGCAGAGGAACCGUAAGCUAACUGUGUUGACCGACUGCAAAGCAAAGCUUCGAGUAAAACGUGAUGGUGCUAGAUGGAAAGUUACUCAGUUUGUUGAGGUGCAUACACAUGAGGUGAUUGACAAGUUUGCGCUUAAGAAAUACUUGAGAUCACACAACAAGAUCCCUGCAGAAGAGAAGAAGUUCAUUGACUUGUUGCAUGAAGUCAACCUUACUUCAGGAAGAAUCAUGGAAAUCAUGGGGGAGCUAUAUGGGAGCAAGCAGAAUGUCCCAUACAAUAGCAAAACAGUUAGUAACUACACUGCAAAACUAGGGAACUAUGACAGGAUUAAAGAUAUCCCAGAGCUGCUAGAGUACUUUGAAGAAAUCAAGAAAGAUGAUCCCAGAUUUUUCUACAGGUUCAAGCUAGAUGCAGAAAAUAAAGUGGAGAACCUGUUCUGGGUGGAUAGCAAAGCAAGAGAUGUCCACCCCCUGUACAAUGAUUGUAAUUCUUUUGAUACAACAUUCAUGACAAACCAAUAUGGUCAAUCCAUCCAGCUUGGUUGUGGUUUUGUGAGGAAUGAAUCUUCUGUGAACUUUGUGUGGUUGUUUGAGCGGUUUUUAGAGGCAAUGGAUGGACUACAUCCAUUGAACAUCAUUACAGAUCAAGAUGCAGCUAUCAGAACUGCUAUCCUCAUUGUGUUCAUUGGCAUCAUACACAGGUUCUGCAGGUGGCAUAUAAUGCAAAAAGUACAGGAAAAACUUGGUACUUUUGUUGCUCAGAGAGAAGACUUGCGUUUAGAGUUCAAUGAUGUGAUUGACUACAGCAUGACACCGGAAGAGUUUGAACAGCGGUGGGUAAAUAUGGUGGAAACGCAUGGGGUUGCAGAUAACACACAUUUUCUUGACCUCUAUGAUUUGCGUGAGUAUUUUGUGCCAGCAUAUUUCCGCCACCGGUUUUUCCCAUUCCUUCAAACUACAUCUAGAAGUGAAGGGUUUAAUGCUGUUCUUAAGCAGUAUGUUCAUCCACAUGAUAGCCUUGUUCGUUUCUUCAAGCAGUACAUGAAACUGCAGGAAAGAAUUGAUGUAACAGAAGAUGCUCAUGAGUUUGAUGGUGAUGAGAAGACAGUCAGGCUUUGGGGGGACUUUCCCAUGGAGAAGCAGAUCCUUCAGACAUACACCAUGCCCAUCUACCACCGCUUUCAGCUUGAGCUUCGGAAGAUUACAUCCCAUAAUGUUCGUGACAUUGGUGUUACUGAACAAGGGAGCAUUCAUGAGGUUUUCCCAAUACAAGGAUCCAUGCGCGGGUACGGUAGGAGGAGUUAUCGUGUCGAUGCUGAUGUAGCUAAUGGAAUCUACAAUUGUGAAUGUUGCAAAAUUAACAGGGAUGGUAUCCUGUGCUGCCAUGCAUUGAAAGUUAUGACACAUCUAGGGAUGGUUACAAAAUACCUAGAGCACUACAUCCUACCCAGGUGGUGUCUACCCCCUCCCGACAUAGUUGCACCGCGGGAUGAGAGGCAAGAAAAGCCUGUUGGCCAGAAACUAUCUAGAAAAGAUAUGAGAUUGCUUAGAUAUGGUAACCUCUGCAGUGAUUUUGCUAAGCUUGCUGUUGGUUUAGCGGCCUCAGAGAAAACUAAUGAAAUAGCUAAACGGCACAUGAGAGCAAUGGAGAAAGAGAUGGCGGAUUUGAAAAAGGCUAAUGCUGAUGCACUCAAAAAAAGGAAGAGCGCCAAGCAUCCAGUAAACACCAACACUGCUAAUGAUUCACAAGAAAGUGUACCUAUGGAAGAAGAUGCUGCUACUGUGGAGAAUCGGAAAGCUAGGAACCCAUCAAUGUCAGCGACAAAAGGGCGCCCAGGUUCAAAAAGAAAGAAAGGUGGUCUACAGUUACAGAAACCAAAACAAGGUCUUUGUGGUGUGUGCAAACAACCAGGUCACGAUACUCGUACGUGCGAGGUGCGACUAGCAAACCCAGAGAAGUACAGUUUGUUGGGCCUUUUUCAUUGA
This is a messenger RNA of Lolium perenne, 2481 nucleotides long. Lineage: Eukaryota; Viridiplantae; Streptophyta; Magnoliopsida; Poales; Poaceae. The record is from RefSeq and is a predicted model, not a curated record.